Messenger RNA from Camarhynchus parvulus, 24035 nucleotides. It is a transcript of the gene OBSCN, whose product is annotated as obscurin, cytoskeletal calmodulin and titin-interacting RhoGEF. Gene Ontology annotation, molecular function: guanyl-nucleotide exchange factor activity; protein binding. Lineage: Eukaryota; Metazoa; Chordata; Aves; Passeriformes; Thraupidae. The record is from RefSeq and is a predicted model, not a curated record.
UUUCCUGGAGGGGAAAGAGGGGGGGAACCCAAGCCAACAUGGUCUCCCCGCGUCCUCUGUUCCCCUCUUCCCUCUUCCCCCUCCUUUCAUCUCAGUAGGAAUCGGAUUUUCCUUCCUCUGCCCGGAGCUUUGUCCUCCCCAGACUCAGACAAGACUCCAGGAAGGAAGCCGGGAUGGAUUACAGCUCGCUCAGUGGGGUCCCGCGCUUCCUGACCCGGCCCAAGGCGUUCAUGGUGUCUGUAGGGAAGGAUGCCACCCUGAGCUGCCAGAUCAUUGGAAACCCCAUCCCAGUGGUGAGCUGGGAGAAGGAUAAACUUCCAGUGCAGUCUGGGGGAAGGUUUAAAACCACGGAGGAUGGGGAUUUGUACCGGCUAACCAUCUACGACCUGAGCCUGGAGGACAGCGGCCAGUACAUCUGCCGGGCCAAGAACACCAUCGGGGAGGCUUUUGCUGCUGUCAGCAUCAAGGUGGGAGAGGAGACCACAGUCACAGAGUCAGCUCCUUACUUCAUCCAGAAACCUUCCAACAUCAAAGUAACCCUGGGAGAAGACGCCAUGUUCAAAUGCAAAGUCCAGGGCAGCCCUCCCCUCUCGGUGAACUGGGAGAAGGAUGGGCGAUACCUGAGGAACAAAGCGGACGCUGGGCGCUUCCAGAUCGAGUCUGCUGGCGAGUCCAACGCUCUCACCAUCCAGUGUGCCCAGCUUGGGGACAGUGGCACCUACACGUGCCGGGCAGAGAACCUCAUCGGAUCCGCCAGCGCCUCGGCCGCGCUGGUGGUGGAAACGCGCGGCUCCUCCAACCCCGACAGCAGCGGCAAGACGGCCUCCUUGCUGUCCCACCUGCAGAAGAGGCGGGAGGAGAUCAGGAAGAUGGACAUCUCCCACGGCACUCUGGACUCUGCCUACUCGGCGGUGGAGGGGCUGUCCAGCCUGGGCUACGGCCUGUCCCGGGACUACGAGCGGGCGGCGGGGCUGGCCAAGGGCACGCGCAACGCCACGCCCGGGGCGCUGACGCGCACCUGCAGCGUGACCGAGGGCAAGCACGCCAAGCUCAGCUGCUACGUGACAGGAGAGCCCAAGCCCGUGAUUGUGUGGAAGAAGGACAACGAGGUCAUUGAGGAAGGCCGGCGGCACGUCAUCUACGAGGAUGACCAGGAGAACUUUGUGCUGAAGAUCCUCUUCUGCAAGCAGACGGACAACGGGCUGUACACCUGCACGGCCUCCAACCUGGCGGGGCAGACCUACAGCUCUGUGCUGGUCACUGUCAAAGAACCCACCAUACCCUUCAAGGCGAAGCUGAAGGACCUCGAGGUGAGGGAGAAGGAAUCUGCCACGUUCCAGUGCGAAGUGCCCGUGGCUGGGACAGAGACAGCUUGGUUCAAGGAGGAGACCAAGCUGCAGCAGAGCAAGAAGUACAACAUCGAGGAGGAGGGCACCUACCGCCGCCUCACCGUGCAGAACGUCACCACGGACGAUGAUGCUGUUUACAUCUGUGAGAUGAAGGAAGGGAGCAGGACCAUUGCAGAGCUCUCUGUCCAAGGGAACAUCAUUAAAAAGCUCCCACGGAAAACUGCUGUCUUCAUCAAGGACACAGCCACCUUCUGCGUGGAGCUGGACAACGACUGCCAGAACGUCAGGUGGCUGAAGAACAGAGAGGAAGUGAAACCCAGCGACCGCAUCUCCAUCACGCGCUCUGGCAAACAGCACACCAUGACCAUCCGGGAGUGCAAGGUGGAAGAUGCUGGGGAGAUUGCCUUCCUGGCUGAUGAAAGCAGGACUUCCACCCAGUUCACUGUGACCACUCCCAAAAAACCUCCCACCCAACCCCCAUCUGACCCUGUGGUGAAAAAUAAAACAGAAACCUCAGUGACCCUGGCGUGGUCCCCUCCGAGGAUGGAGCGGCCCAUCCCAGUGGACGGCUACAUCGUGGAGCGCAAGAAACUCACUGGCUUCACCUGGGUGAGGUGCCAUGAGUCCCACGUCCCCAGCCCCGAGCUCACGGUCAGCAACCUGCCAGAAGAGGCUGAUUACCAGUUCAGAGUGUCUGCUGUCAAUGCCUAUGGACAGAGCCCCUACCUGGAGUUCCCUGGGAGCCUGCACCUCGAACCCGUCCUGGCUGUGAAGAACCCCCUGACAACAGCUGAAGUUGCACCUGGAGGUGAUGCCCUGUUCACUGUUGACCUGACCAAGACAUGUUCUGGCACUUGGUACCUGAAUGGCAAAGUCUUACAGGAAAGUGAGACCUACGUCAUCAACAGAACCCAAACCACUCACACCCUGGUCAUUAAAAAUGUCACCAGGAAAGAUGAUGGGGCAGAAGUGAAAUUUGUUGCCAAUGACGUUGAGACCAGCACCAAGAUGAGAGUGAGAGGAGCUGCAGUGAGAUUCACCAACAAGACCAAAGAUGUAGAAAAAGUCUCAGCUCGGCUGAGGGAGGAAGCCAAACUCCAGGCUGAGCUUUCAGACACAGAGGCCACUGUGAAGUGGAUGAAAGAUGGGAAGGAGCUCAAGGCCAGUGAAAAAUACGAGUUCCAAACUGUGGGCAAGAGGCACAUCCUGAAAAUCCGCAGUGCUGCUGAGGAGGACGCUGGAGUCUAUGAGUGCUUCUGUGAAGGGGAUAAAAUGGUUUAUCAGCUCUCAGUGAAAGCACUUGCAAACUUUGUAAACAAAGAGAAAACUGGAGGGGUUGUCAAGGCCAUUGCUGGGAAACGGGCUGAGCUUGUGUCUGAGACCUCUGAGGCCAACAUCAUGGUGAAGUGGUACAAAGAUGGGAAGGAGAUCACAGCCAGCAAGAAAUUCACCAUGGAAGACAAAGGAAAGCUGCACAAGCUUGUGGCUUCAGCUGUGACAAAGGAAGAUGAAGGAACUUACACCUGCAAAAUUGGGGAUGACACCCUUACUUUUGAUUUAAAAGUCUCAGAUGAAGCUGUUACUUUUGUCAACCAGCCCAAAACUACUCCAGAAGUGUCAGUCAGUCCUUCUGAGAACCUGGAGCUGGUGUGUGAGGUGUCAGCUGCAGGUGGGGCCGUGGUGUGGAGGAAGGAUCACACUGAGGUGAAGCAGGACCAGAGGACAACAAUUGUCUGCCAGGGGACACAACGCAAGCUCAUCGUCAAGAAGGUGACACAGCAAGACCAAGGCAGCUACACCUGUGAGACAAAGGACGACAGAACAACAUUCCAAGUCAAAGUCAGAGAGCCAGAGGCUGUGUUUACAAACAAGGAGAAGGUGCAGAAAGAGGUGAAGGCUGCACUGUCAGAAAAUGCCACGCUGAGCUGCGAGGUGGCCCAGGAGAAAACAGAGGUGAAGUGGUACAAGGAUGGGAAACUGAUCACCUCCAGCAAGAAGUUCAAGGUGGAGUCGGAGGGCAAAUUGCGUCGUCUGGUGGUGGGUCAGGUGGAGAAGAAAGAUGCAGGGGAGUACACCUGUGAGGCUGCUGGCCAAAAACUCACCUUCAGGAUUGAUGUCACAGAAGCAGAGGAUGCAUUUAUCCACAAGGACAAAGUGAAGAAAGAGGUGAAGGCUGCACUGUCAGAAAAUGCCACGCUGAGCUGUGAGGUGGCCCAGGAGAAAACAGAGGUGAAGUGGUACAAGGAUGGGAAACUGAUCACCUCCAGCAAGAAGUUCAAGGUGGAGUCGGAGGGCAAAUUGCGUCGUCUGGCGGUGGGUCAGGUGGAGAAGAAAGACGCAGGGGAGUACACCUGUGAGGCUGCUGGCCAAAAACUCACCUUCAGGAUUGAUGUCACAGAGGCAGAAGACGCCUUUAUCCACAAGGAGAAGGUGCAGAAAGAGGUGAAGGCUGCACUGUCAGAAAAUGCCACGCUGAGCUGCGAGGUGGCCCAGGAGAAAACAGAGGUGAAGUGGUACAAGGAUGGGAAACUGAUCACCUCCAGCAAGAAGUUCAAGGUGGAGUCGGAGGGCAAAUCACGUCGUCUGGUGGUGGGUCAGGUGGAGAAGAAAGAUGCAGGGGAGUACACCUGUGAGGCUGCUGGCCAAAAACUCACCUUCAGGAUCAAUGUCCCAGAGCCAGAAGAUGCCUUUAUCCACAAGGAGAAGGUGCAGAAAGAGGUGAAGGCUGCACUGUCAGAAAAUGCCAUGCUGACCUGCGAGGUGGCUCAGGAGAAAACAGAGGUGAAGUGGUACAAGGAUGGGAAACUGAUCACCUCCAGCAAGAAGUUCAAGGUGGAGUCAGAGGGUAAAUCGCGUCGUCUGGUGGUGGGUCAGGUGGAGAAGAAAGAUGCAGGGGAGUACACCUGUGAGGCUGCUGGCCAAAAACUCACCUUCAGGAUCGAUGUCCCAGAACCAGAAGUUGUGUUUACAAAUAAGGACAAGGUGCAGAAAGAGGUGAAGGCUGCACUGUCAGAAAAUGCCACGCUGAGCUGUGAGGUGGCUCAGGAGAAAACAGAGGUGAAGUGGUACAAGGAUGGGAAACUGAUCACCUCCAGCAAGAAGUUCAAGGUGGAGUCAGAGGGUAAAUCGCGUCGUCUGGUGGUGGGUCAGGUGGAGAAGAAAGAUGCAGGGGAGUACACCUGUGAGGCUGCUGGCCAAAAACUCACCUUCAGGAUCGAUGUCCCAGAGCCCAAACCUGCAUUUAUAAACCAGGAAAAGGUCCAGAAGGAGGUGAAGGCUGUCCUGACAGAAAGUGCCACCCUCACGUGUGAGGUAGCACAGGACACAACUGAAGUGAAGUGGUACAAGGAUGGAAAACUGCUCGUGUCCUCUCGGAAAUUCAAAAUAGAGACCUUGGGCAAAUCCCGGCGCCUGGUGGUGGGGCAGCUGGAGAAGAAGGAUGCUGGGGAAUACAUCUGUGAGGCUGCGGGCCAGAAGAUGACCUUCAAACUGGAAGCAACUGAACCAGAGGCUAAAUUUGAAAAGAAAGUUGUCCAGAAAGAGCCUCUCAUUGUUCAAGAACACGAAAGCAUCACACUGACAACCUCAGUCACGCCUGAAACCGCUGCAGUGAGGUGGUUCAAGGAUGGCACAGAAAUCAAGGCGAGCAAGAAAUGUGUGAUCAAAAGUGAGGGGGCAUCCAGGACGCUGACAGUGAACGCAGCUGAGAGCACAGACUCUGCCCUCUACACCUGCCAGACAAAGGAUGACAAGCAGGAAUUCAUAGUCCAGGUGAAAGAAAUCCCGGUGAAGUUUGCCAAGAAGCUGGAGGCCGUGAAAGCUGAGCUUGGUGGCAGCGUGUCCCUGAGCUGUGAGCUGAGCCACCCCAAGGGGAAGGUGACGUGGAGCAGGAAUGGCGUGGAGAUCAAGGCCAGCAAGCGUUUCCAGAUCCGUGAGGAGGGAAUCAAACGGACCCUGACCAUAACGGGGAUCCGGGCUGAGGAUGAGGGAGAAUAUUCCUGCGAGUCCAGGGAUGACAAGAGCAGCAUCACCAUUGUCCCCAAACCUCCCAGAGUGGUGAAAUUCGUCACAAGUCUCAACAGCGUGGUGUCUGAGGAAGGAAAAGAGGCUGUUUUCAAGUGCACCGUCUCCCCCAGUGAUGCUGUGGUCACCUGGCUCAGGAAUGGUGCCAAGAUUGAAGCCAGCAAGAAAUAUGUGAUCUCUCAGAAGGACACCAACCACAGCCUCACCAUCACUGACCUGACACUGGAGGAUGCAGCUGAAAUCACUGCCAAUGCUGAGGGUGUGGAAAGCACAGCCAACCUCAGAGUCAGAGAGGCCUCAAUCUCCUUCAAGAAGAAGCUGGAGCCCAAAACAGUUGAAGAGAGGGAGACAGUGACCUUGGAGGUAGAGCUGACCAAACCUGCAGAGGUGAAGUGGAUGAGGAACAGCAUUGUGCUGAAGCCCAGUGACAAAAUAGAGAUCAAAGCUGAGGGAACAAAGCACACCUUGGUGGUCAAGGACAUCUCCUUUGCUGACCGGGGCUUCUACUGCUGUGAGAGCCCUGAUGACACCACCCAGGCCAAGAUCAAUGUGGAAAUGAGGCAGAUCAAGCUGGUGAAAGGCCUCCAGCCCCUGGAGGUGACUGAGAAAGGGACUGUCACCUUUGAGGUGGAGGUGUCCCACGAGGACGUGGAGGGGACCUGGCAGAAGGAUGGUGUUCGUCUGAAACCUUCACCCAACGUCAGCUUUGGUGUCCUGGGCAAGAAACACUCCCUGACUCUCUCCUCAGUGGCUCUGGAAGAUGCAGGACUCAUCUCCUUCAAAGCAGAGGGCAUUAACUCAUCAGGGAAGCUCACUGUGAAAGAAUUGCCUGUGAGGAUCAGCACACCUCUGGCAGACGUCAGUGUAACUCAGAAGCUCAAGGCCACAUUCGAGUGUGAGCUGUCCAAACCCAAUGCCAAUGUGAAGUGGUUCAAGGAUGGGAAGGAGAUCCGACAAAGUAAAAACAUUGGGAUUGUCUCCCAAGGAAAUAAGAGAAGCCUCAUUAUUUACAAGUGUGAAUAUGAAGACCAGGGAACCUAUACAUGUCAAGCAGCUGAAGACAAGACAUCAGCUACUCUAAAGGUUCAUGCCCGAGAUGUCAAGAUUGUAAAACCACUGGAAGAUGUGGAAGUGAAUGAAUACGAAAGUGCAUCUUUCAUCUGUGAGAUCUCACACGACGAGGUGGAAACCCAGUGGUACAAAAAUGACAACAAACUGAAGACUUCCAACAACAUCAAAAUGCGACAAGAUGGUAAGACCUAUUCCCUGACGUACGCACGUGUCCAGGUCGAGGAUGCGGCCGAGAUCAAAUUCGUAGCAGAAAAGGCAGAAUCUCGUGCUCACUUGACUGUAAAAGAGCUGCCUGUGAAAAUCGUGAAGCCCUUGCGGGAUAAGAUCGCCCUGUGGAAGCACCGGGGGGUCCUGGAGUGCCAGGUGUCCCGGGCCAAUGCCAAGGUCAGGUGGUUCAAAAAGGACAAGGAAAUUCACCCUGGUGUGAAAUACGAGAUCGUGAGCGAGGGCGUCUAUCGGAAACUCGUCAUCAACGACGCCAACUACGAGGAUGAGGACACGUACACCUGUGAUGCCUUCGAUGACAAAACCAGUGCUAAUUUCUUUGUUGAAGAGCAAGCCAUUAAUAUUGUAAAAGAAUUGUGUGAUGAGGACGUGACUGAGCCUGAAGAAGCCAAUUUUGAAUGUGAGACAUCCAUUCCAUCUGUGAAACCUGCCAAGUGGUUCCUGAAGGGAGCAGCCUUGCAGGCUGGCAGAAACAUCAUCAUGCAGCAGGAAGGCACCAUCCACAGGCUGACAAUAAUCAAAACAAGUGUUGAUAUGACAGGCACCAUCCAGUUCUCCAUUGGCAAAUCCAAAUCCACAGCGAACCUGCUCGUCAGAGAUUACCACAUCCAGAUCACCAGGAAGCUGGAGGACAAGACCGUCCUGGAGAGACACUCGGUCAUCCUGUCCUGUGACUUCAGGCCUUCCCCAAAGCACGUCAAGUGGUUCAAGGGCCAGGAGCUCAUUGAGCCCUCGGAGAAGUACAAAAUCAAGAGGGACCAGUACUCAGCAGAGCUGAAGAUCAUGAAGGUGAAGCCUGCGGAUGCUGGUGUGUACAAGUGCAGGGCUGGGAUCGCCGAGACCGAAGCCACGCUGAGCGUUGAAGCCCGCAACGUAGAGGUCCUGAAGCACCUGCAGGACGUGGAGGUUGAGGAGGACAGCUCUGCCGUGUUCUCCUGCGAGCUGUCCCACGAUGACGAGGACGUAGAGUGGUUCCUCAAUGGCACCCUCCUCUACACCAACAACUUCAACGACAUCAAGAAUGUGGGCAAGUGCUACAUGCUGACCGUGAAGCAGGUGAAGCCUGAGGAUGCUGGCACGGUGACAAUGAAGUCGGACAAGGUGUCAGAGACCGUGCGGCUGAAGGUGAUAGAGAAACCUGCUGUCUUCAUGAAAUCCUUGGAUGAUGUUUUCGGUGAGGAGCGAGGAGUGAUCAAACUGGAAUGUGAAGUCUCCAAGGAGAAGGUCAAACCUGUUUGGAAAAAGGAUGGUGUGAAGAUCGCUUCUAGCAAGAAGUAUGAGGAGAUACAGUCUGGGAAGACCCUGUGCCUCCUUAUCCAUGACCUGGAAAAGACAGAUGCAGGAUUAUACACCUGUGACAUCGGCACUGAUGUUGCCAAAUCAAAGGUCAGCGUUCAGGAGCUGAACAUUGGCAUCACCAAAAGGCUCAAGAACACUGAAGUCCAGGAGGGAGAAGAUUGCACUUUUGAGUGCAUUUUGUCCCACGAAAGCAUCGAUGACUUCAACUGGACCCUGAACGGGAGUAAAGUGGAAAGUGGGGGGAGGUUUAAAGCCUCCAAUGCAGGUCGGAAAUACACACUGAGUAUCAAAAAUGUCAUUCCUGCUGACACUGGGGAAGUCAUCUUCACUGCCCGUGGUCUCACCUCCAAGGCUUCCCUGCUUGUGAAAGAAAAACCUACUGAGGUUACAAAACAGCUGGAGAAUAAAACAUCCCCAGCAGGGCAGGACAUCAGCCUGAGCUGUGAGCUGUCCAAAGCUGAUGUGACCAUCAGGUGGUACAAGGACGGCAAAGCAAUCAGGAAAAGCCAGAAGUACGACCUGCAGCAAGAGGGGACACGGGCCACUCUCAUCAUCCGAGACUCCACGGUCAAGGACGGUGGGGAAUACACCUGUGAGACUGAGACCUCCAAAACAACAGCCAGGGUCACAGUGCAAGAAAAACCUAAUUAUUUUGUCAAAGAACUCUCAGACCUGAAAGUGGAUGAGAGUGGAACUGCAGUUUUUGUGUGCCAGAGUGAGAGAGCUGCAUCCUCUGUGGUCUGGAGGAAAGGCAUCGCUGAGCUCCGGGCUGGCAGGAAAUACGAGAUGAUACAGAAAGGACAAGUCCUCCAGCUGACCAUAAAGAACCUGGAGAAAAGUGACAGUGACACUUACAGCUGUGACAUUGGGGAUGCCCAGUCCAGAGCCAAGCUAACCGUGCAAGGCCAGAAAGUGCUAAUAACAGAAGACCUGGAGGAUGUCACUGUGUUAGAAGGAGAAUCUGCCAUGUUCAAGUGCAGAAUCUCUCCCGUAGACUAUAGCAGAGUGCAGUGGUUUUUGGAUAAAACCCCACUCCAUACCAAUGAACUUAAUGAGAUCCAGUCCCAGCCUGGUGGAUAUCACCUGCUGACGCUGAGAAAGCUCUCACUGAAGGACUCGGGGCUCAUUACAUUUGAAGCUGGUGAUAAGAAAACAUCUGCCAGUUUGGUUGUUAAAGAAACACCAGUUCUCUUCAAGCAAGAGCUCCAAAACGAAGAAGCCAAAGAAGGAAAGCAGGUCAGGCUGACCUGUGAGCUCAGCAAACCUGGUACCCCAGUGAAGUGGAUGAAGGGAGACACUGUUCUCUAUGCCAGUGAGAAGUAUGAAUUUAAGCAGCAUGGGACUGUGGCAGAGCUCAUCAUUCGAGAUGUGAAAUCUGUAGAUGCUGGGGACUACACCUGCAGUGCUGGGGAACUGAAAACCACUGCUCGGGUCAAAGUGAAUGCUGUGCCUGUGCUUUUCAAACAAGCCCUGGAGAACACGGCUGUGGAGGAAGGGAAAUCUGUCUCCUUGCGCUGUGAACUCACAAAAGCUGAUGCCACCACCGUGGUGUGGAAGAAGGGAGAAGCCACGCUCCAGGCAAGUGCCAAAUAUGAAAUGAAGCAGAAGGGGACAGUGGCAGAGCUGGUGAUUCAUAAUGCAGAGCCAGAAGAUGCGGGAAGAUACACCUGUGACACUGGAGACCAGCAGACCACAGCCCAAGUCCAAAUCCAUGCUGUGCCCGUGCUCUUCAAGGAAGAGCUGAAGCCCGUGGAAGCUGUGGAAGGUGGGACAGCCACCCUGAGGUGCCAGCUGGGCACAGAGGCCCCCGUGGAGUGGAGGAAGGGGCAAACUCUUCUCCGGGCCAGUAACAAGUACAAGAUGAGGCAGGAGGGCACCGUGGCUGAGCUGCUGAUCCACGACCUGGAGCCAAAGGAUGCUGGAGAUUAUUCAUGUCUAGUGGGGAACCAAAAAACCACAGCAGCUUUGUCAGUGAAUGCCCUGCCAGUCCGUUUCAAGCAAGAGCUGAGGAAUGAGGAGGCCACGGAGAGCGGGACGGCGACGCUGCAGUGUGAGCUGAGCCGGGCGGGCGGCUCCGUGCACUGGAGGAAGGACGGGAAGGAGCUGGUCCCCAGCAGGAAGUACCAAACACGGCGGGAAGGGCGCUUUGUCGAGCUGGUCAUCCAUGACCUGGACCUGACGGAUGCUGGGAGCUACACCUGUGUGUGUGGAGAGCAGGAGAGCACAGCUGCUUUGAGAGUGAAUGCCUUGCCUAUCCUCUUCCAAGAAGAACUGAUGAACGAGGAAGCUACAGAGGGGGAGGCAGUCACUUUGCGCUGCAAACUGAGCAAACCAGCCCCAGUUGAAUGGAAAAAGGGGAAUAGAGUGCUCAAGCCAAGUGAAAAGUACAAAAUAGAGCAGGAAGGUCCCUUUGUGGAGCUGACAAUCCAGGAUUUGGAUUUGGCAGACGCUGGGGAUUACAGCUGUGUGUGUGGAGACCAAACGACUACAGCUGCUCUGGCAGUAAAUGUCCUGCCUGCUCUUUUCACUAAGGGACUCCUGGACAAAGAAGCCACUGAGGGUAAAAGUGUCUCCCUGAGCUGUGAGCUGAACAAGGCUGCUGCUAACGUGGAGUGGAAGAAGGGCUUCAAGACCCUCAAGCCAAGUGACAAAUACAAAAUGAGGAGGGAAGGCGCCGUGGCUGAGCUUACAAUCCAAAGUCUAGACACGGCGGAUGCUGGGAAUUAUUCCUGUGUGUGUGGAGACCAGCAGACCAUGGCAGUUUUAACAGUUCAUGCUUUGCCUGCAUUUUUCAAGGAAGGGUUGAAGAACAGGGAAGCCACAGACGGUGCCACAGCCACUCUGCGCUGCGAGCUGAGCAAGGUGGGCGUCCCGGUGGAGUGGAGAAAAGGGGACAAGGCGCUCAAACCAAGUGAAAAGUACAAGAUGAGACAGGAAGAUACGGCUGCAGAGCUGCUGAUCCGGGAUCUGGAGGUGGAAGACACAGGAGAAUACACCUGUGUGUGUGGAGACCAGAAGACCUCGGCUGUCUUGACAGUCCACGCUCUGCCUGCACUGUUCAAAAGAGAUCUUGUCAAUGUGGAAGGCACAGAAAACAGGACGGCUGUUCUGCAGUGUGAGCUGAGCAAACCCGCCCCAGUGGAGUGGAGGAAGGGGCAGGAGGUGCUCAGAGCCAGUGAAAAAUACAAAAUGAGGCUGAAGGACACCACUGCUGAGCUGACAAUCCACAGCCUGGAGGAGGGAGAUGCAGGAGAUUACACCUGUGUGUGUGGAGACAAGACAACCACAGCUUCCCUGACAGUGCAUGCCCUCCCUCCUCACUUUAAGAAAGAGCUGAAGAACGUGGAAGGCACAGAAAAUGGCACGGCCACUCUCUGCUGUGAGCUGAGCAAAGCUGGAGCUGCUGUGGCCUGGAGGAAAGGAGACAAAACCCUGGGGACAAGUGACAAGUUCACCAUGAGGUGCCAGGGCACGGUGGCUGAGCUGGUGAUCCAUGAUUUAGUCCUGGCAGAUGCUGGAGAUUACACGUGCUCUUGUGGAGAGCAGGAAACCACGGCUGCGCUCAAAGUGAAUGCCCUGCCUGUGCACUUCCAGGAGGAGAUGAGGGAUGAGGAAGCCACAGAAGGUGCCACAGCCACCCUGCAGUGCGAGCUGUCCAGGGCUGCCCCCGUGGAGUGGAGGAAGAAGCACAAAGUGCUCAAACCCAGUGAAAAAUACACCAUGAGGCAGGAGGGCAGCAGAGCCCAGCUGCUGGUCCAUGCCCUGGAGCUCAGGGAUGCUGGGGAGUACACCUGUGUGUGUGGAGAGGAGAGGACAACGGCAGCACUGACAGUGCACGCCCUUCCUGCUCUGUUCAAAGAAGAGUUAAGAGAUGAGGAGGCCAAGGAGGGUGAAGCAGUGACUCUGCACUGUGAGCUGACCAAACCUGCCCCAGUGGAGUGGAGAAAGGGACACACAGCCCUCAAACCUAGUGAGAAAUACAAAAUGAGGCAGAAGGAUGUCACUGCAGAGCUGGUGAUCCACAGUCUGACCCAGAGUGAUGCUGGGGACUACACCUGUGUGUGUGGGGAGCAGCAGUCCACAGCUUCCUUGGCAGUACAUGUGCUGCCUGCAGCCAUCCAGGAGAGCCUGAGGGACGAGGAGGUGACCGAGGGUCAAGCGGCCACUCUGAGCUGUGAGCUGACCAAAGCUGCCCCCGUGGAGUGGAGGAAAGGCAGCACUUUGCUCAGAGCCAGUGACAAGUACAAAAUGCGGCAGGAGGGCACGGUCAGGAAGCUGCUUAUCCAGGAUGUGGAGUUGAAAGAUGCUGGAGAGUACACGUGUGUGUGUGGAGAGCAGGAGACAACAGCGGCCUUGAUAGUGCAUGCCCUGCCAGCCCUUUUCAAAGAAGACCUGAAGGACCUGCAAGCCAUGGAAAGUCAAACAGCCACUCUGCGCUGUGAGCUGAGCAAGGCUGCAGCUGUGGCAUGGAAGAAAGGCAACAAAAUACUCAGGGCAAGUGAAAAAUACAUCAUGAGGCAGGAGGGUGCCCUGGCAGAGCUGGAAAUCCAUGACCUAGAGCUGCAGGAUGCAGGAGAUUACACCUGUGUGUGUGGGGAGCAGCACAGCACGGCCUCUCUGACUGUGAAGGCCCUGCCAGUGCUUUUCAAGGAAAAGCUGAAGGAUGAAGAAGCCCAAGAAGGAGCAUCAGUGACUCUGAGAUGUGAAUUAACCAAAGGAGCUCCUGUGCAAUGGAAAAUAGGGCCCAAAGUGCUCAAAGCAAGUGACAAAUAUCAAAUGAGACAGUCUGGCACCACUGCAGAGCUGGUCAUUUGUGACCUAGAAGUAAAAGAUGCUGGAGAUUACACCUGUGUGUGUGGUGACCAGAAGACAACAGCAACCUUAACAGUUCAUGCUCUGCCAGCACUCUUUAAGGAGGAGCUGAAGGACCAGGAAGCAGAAGAAGGUGGAGAAGUGUCCCUGCUCUGUGAGCUCUCCAAGGCUGCUCCAGUGCAGUGGCAGAAGGACCAGAGGAUCCUCAAGCCAAGUGGGAAAUACAGAAUGAGGCAGGAAGGGCUGAAGGCAGAGCUGGUGAUCCAUGGAAUAGCUGAGGAGGAUGCAGGAAGCUACACCUGUGUGUGUGGAGAGCAGCAGACUACAGCUGUCCUGACAGUACAGGCUGUGCCUCCGUUUUUCCAAGAAGAAAUGACCAGCCAGGAAGGGGUAGAAGGUGGAACAGCCACUUUACACUGUGAGCUGAGCAAAGCCCCUGCCUGUGUGCAGUGGAGGAAGGGCCAGCACAUCCUCACCUCGGGCCCCAAGUACAGCAUGAGGCAGGAGGGACGUGCUGUGGAGCUGCUGGUCCAUGGGCUGGACCUGAGUGACACUGGGGACUAUUCCUGUGUCUGUGGAGACAAGAUCAGCACAGCUGCACUAACAGUUCACGUGCUGCCUCCAGAAUUCAAGAGAGAGCUGAAGGACCUGGAAGCUGGGGAAAAUGGCACAGCUGCUCUGCAGUGUGAGCUGACAAAACCUGCUGAGGUGCAGUGGAGGAAAGGGCAGGAGGUGCUCAAAGAGAGCAGAAAACAUGAAAUGAGUCAGGAUGGGGCUGUUGCAAAGCUGAUUAUCCACGAGCUGGAGGAGGAGGAUGCUGGAGUUUACACCUGUGUGUGUGGAGAUCAGCAGACAGCUGCCACGCUGACAGUCAAUGCCCUACCAGCCCUUUUUAAACAAGAGCUCCAGGACACCGAGGCAGAAGAAGGCGGCACAGUGACCCUGAGGUGUGAGCUCACCAAACCCAAGGCUCCAGUGGAGUGGAGGAAAGGGGAUGUCACUCUCUACCCUGGUCUGAAAUACGAGCUGAGGCAGCAGGGCUGUGCUGCUGAAUUGGUCAUUCAUGACCUGGAAGUGGAAGAUUCAGGAAUUUACAUCUGCGACUCUGGACACCAGCAGACAACGGCUGUGCUGGCCGUGCAUGCGCUUCCCAUCACGUUUAAGCAACCUUUACAAAAUAAGGAGUUUGAGGAAGGAAGCACAGCCACGUUCUGCUGUGAGCUGUCGAAAGCCAGUGCUGCAGUGGAAUGGAGGAAAGGAGGCGUGGGGCUGCAGCCCAGCCAGAAAUAUGAAAUGAGGCAGAGGGGAUGCCUGGUAGAGCUCUUGAUACACAACCUCAGAUUAGAAGACACAGGAGAAUACAGCUGUGACACGGGGGAUCAGGAAACCAGGGCAGCUCUGAAUGUGAAAGCUCUGCCAGUUCUUUUCCAAAAGCAGCUCAAAGAUGAGGAGGCAGAAGAAGGAGCCCCAGUGAAAUUCCAGUGUGAGCUGACAAAGGAUAACGCGGCCGUGGAGUGGAGGAAAGGCACCAUGGAGCUCUUCCCUUGUGCCAAAUACCAAAUUAAAUUAAGUGGGCGCACAGCUGAGCUUGUGAUCCAUAAUGUAGAGCCAGAGGAUGCCUCUGAUUACACUUGUGACACAGGAGACCAGCAGAGCACUGCAGUCCUCAGAGUGAAUGCCAUCAAACCCCAGCUGAAGCAGCAGCUGAGGAACGAGGAGGUGGAAGUGGGAGGAACAGCCAGGCUGCGCUGCGAGGUUUCCGUCAGCAAAGCAGAAGUGGAGUGGAGGAAGGAUGGAGUCCUGCUGCACCCCAGCUCCAAGUAUGAACUGUGGCAGGAUGGGACCCUCCGGGAGCUCCGUGUUCACCACCUGCAGCCCGGGGAUGCUGGGGAAUAUUCCUGCAAGGCUGGAGACCAGACAAGCUCUGCCAAACUCACCGUGAAAGAGCCUGACGUGACCAUCGUGAGCGGCCUCAAGGACACGGUGGUGGCCGAAGGGGACGAUGUCACCUUCAGGUGCCAGGUUUCCCACGAGAACGCCAGGGACGUCGAGUGGAAGCUGCAGGAUGUGGCUCUGCAGAACAACGAGAUGAACGAGAUCUCAGUGGAAAGGGGCAAGGUCCACACGCUGACCCUGAGGAAGGUGACAGAGCAGGACAUUGGCACCGUCACCUUCCGGGUGGGACCCCACACGUCCACAGCAGAGCUCAGGGUGAAAGCUUCUCCAGUCACCUUCACACACCCACUCCAGAACCAGCAAGCUGAGGAGGGUGGCACUGUCACUCUGAGCUGUGAGGUGUCCAAACCCAACACUCCUGUGCAGUGGAAGAAGGGGGGGACAGUGCUGCGAGCCAGUGACAAGUACAGGAUGCGCCAGGAGGGGGCCGUGGCUGAGCUGACCAUCCACAACCUGAGCCAAGCUGAUGCUGGGGACUACACCUGUGACACAGGGGACCAGCAAACCACGGCAGCCGUGCAGCUGAAAGAAGCAGCAGCCACCAUCGUGGAGGGGCUGAGGGACGUGGCCACGUACGAAGGAGAAGACGCGGUGUUCGAGUGCAGGCUGUCCCAGGAAGCAGCCCAGGAUACCCAGUGGUUCCUGGGGGAUGUUCCCCUGCAAUCCAACGAAAUGAAUGAGAUCAGAGUGCAAGGGACACGUCACAGCUUGACCUUGAGGAAGGUGACCCUGGAGGACUGUGGGUCCGUCAGUUUCAAAGUGGGGCAGCAUUCGUCGGCGGCGCAGCUGAAGGUGGAAGCUGCCCCAGUCACCUUCGUGAAGGCUCUGCACAACCUGGAGCUGCAGGAGGGUGGCACUGCCCACCUGUCCUGCGAGCUGUCCAAGCCUGAUGUCCCCGUGGAGUGGAAGAAGGGCACGUCUGUGAUCCAGCCCAGCCACAAGUGCAGCAUCCAGCAGGAGGGCAAGGUGCACACGCUGCUCAUCCGCGACCUGAACCGCGCCGACUCCGGGGAGUACAGCUGCCACACAGCUGCUGGCAAGACCACGGCCAGGCUGGAGGUCAAAGGCCUGCCCGUGCUGUUCCAGCAGUGGCUGAGGAACGAGGAGGUGGAGGAAGGGCGCACGGCCGCGCUGCGCUGCGAGCUGACGCGGCCCCACGCGCGCCUGCAGUGGCGCAAGGGGGACACGGUGCUGCAGCCCGGGGACAAGUACCAGAUGCGCCAGGAGGGGACACGAGCUGAGCUCCUCAUCUACCAGGCCGAGGCUCAGGAUGCUGGGGAAUACACCUGUGACUCGGGGGAUCAGCAGACCACGGCUUAUCUGCAGGUCAAAGCCAAGAACAGCAUUGUCCAGGGCCUGGAGAAUGUGGAGGCUGUGGAAGGAGGGGAAGCCCUGUUCGAGUGUUACCUCUCCAAGCCUGAGACCUACAAUUACAACUGGCUGAUUGAUGAUGAACCUGCCAAAACCACAGAAAACACUGAGAUGGUUUACUUUGAAAAUGGACUCAGGCAUAUCCUGCUGCUGAAGAAUUUGACUCCCCAGGACAGCUGCAGGGUGACUUUCAUGUGCAGCGAUGCGGUGACCUCAGCCUUCCUCACAGUGAAAGGGUGGCGCCUGCAGUUCCUGCAGCCCCUCACGGAUGUGGAAGUGUCUCUGGGGGAAAAAGCAACAUUUAGCUGUGUCCUGAGUGAAGCUGUGCCAGUGAAUGAAGUGGCCUGGUACAGUAAUGACACAGAGAUCCAGGCGGGGGAUGACUGGGAGGUACAAGCAGAUGGAAACAAAUACAAACUUAUCCUGAAAAAAGCCCAACUGCGUCAUUCUGGAGAGGUGACCUUUGCUUCCAGGGAGGCCAUUUCAUCAGCCAAGCUUUCUGUCAUUGCCCUCCCCGAGCCACCCGAAGCGCCAGAAGUCCUGAGUCAGAGCAGCCACUCCGUCACCCUGUCCUGGCACAAGCCGCUGGGUGACGGCGGCCAGGACAUCCUGGGCUACAAGGUGGAGAGGAAAAUCCCAGGAGUUGGCUGGCAGUCCUGCAGCGAGGGCCUCAUCCCAAACACGGAGCUCACCGUGGAUGGCCUCGCCCCGGGGGAGCCCUACAGAUUCCGAGUGUCGGCCGUGAACAAAGCGGGCGCCAGCGAGGCGCUGCACUUCCCACAGAUGGUGCGGUUAGAGCCUCCAGUUACCAUCGCCCAACCCUUGGUGGGAGGAUCUGUCUCGGAAGGGGGGGUGGCUCGCCUGGAGUGCACAUUAUCAAAUAAAACUGAGGAGAAAGUGACUUGGUUCAAGGGAAAAGAGCAAAUAAAAUCUGGAGGGAGAUACGAGAUCCUGUCUGAUGGAACAAAGCAGAUACUCAUUAUCCGUGGAUUUAAACCUGAGGACCAGGACAGCUACACCUGCGGCUUCUCCAGAAGUCAAAUCUGUUGCCAGCCUAUGUCUUGAAGGUAUGAAGUGUGCAUUGCUGGGGAGCAGGUGGAUGGACACAUCCAGCCCAGCCUGCCCCCUGAAGCUGCCCAGGAGGGAGAUCUGCACCUCCUCUGGGAAGCCCUGGCCAAGAAGCGCCGGAUGAGCCGGGAGCCCACCUUGGAUUCCAUCAGCGAGGUGCCCGAGGAGGAUGAGAAGCUGCAGAAGCUGAGGAAGGAGGAAGCAGAGAUGUCUCACUACUACUCGGAGGAGUACUCCACGUGUGACGAGCUGGCCAGGACAGGAGAGGCAGAUUUCUCUUUCACAAGCUCUGAUGACGAGUCUAGAGCUGGGACUCCUUCCCUAGUGAACUACCUCAAGAAAGCUGGGAAGAAGAGCACCAGCAUUACCAGCAAGGUUCAGUCCACCUCCACAGGCAAACUAUGGAAGCAGUGGGAGACAACCACUGUGGAGACCACUGUGGCCACCACAGCUGCUCAGCCAGCUGAACCAGAGCUGCCAGAUUUAGAUGACCCCUCCAUGAACAAGGCGGCUGUGAAGAUCCAAGCUGCUUUCAAAGGCUACAAAGUCAGAAAAGAGAUCAAGCAACAAGAGUGCCCGGUGUUCACUGAGACCUUCAAAGACUUCUCUGGUGAGCCUGGAAGCACCCUGCACCUGGAGUGUGUGGCCCACAGCAAAACCGAUAUGAACGUCCGCUGGCUGAAGGACGGCAAGGAGGUCUCGGAUGGUCGCUACUACCACAUCGACAGCUACAGCGACGGCACCUGCUCCUUGAUUAUCGCCGGCCUGGACAGGAAGGAUGCAGGCAAAUACACCUGUGAGGCAUCCAAUAAGUUUGGCAAGGUCUCACACAGCGCUAAGGUGGUGGUUGGCAGCACCGACAGCGAGACAGAGAGCUCGUCCGGCAGCGAGCUGGACGAUGCUUUCCGAAAAGCGGGAAGGAGACUCCACAGGCUCUUCAGGGCCAAGAUCUCCACGGAGAUCUCUGAUGUGGAGGAAGAGCUCUUUGUCAGUGCAGACGAAGGGGACAUAGAUGUGGUUGACCACCAGACAUACCGUGAGGAUGACCAGUACAUCUACAUCAAGUUUGAAGUCAUGUCCGAGGCCAAGACGGCGGCCACACGGUUCAGAGAGAUGUUUGGCGCUCUGGGAAUUCCAGUGGAGAUCGACAUCUUGGAGCAAGGCCCGAAAAAAAUCGAAUUGCGCAUUGGGAAGGCAUCACCUCCCACUCUUGGGAAGUUUCCACCUCCAGCGAGACCUCCACCACCUUUGCUGACUUCUGACACAGCCCCCAUGUUCAUGACCGAGCUCCAAAACCAAGAGGUCCAGGACGGGUACCCAGUGAGCUUUGACUGCAUCGUCAUUGGCAAACCCCUGCCCACGGUUCGCUGGUUCAAGGAUGGCAAAGCUAUUGAGGAAAACGAUCACUACAUGAUCAAUGAGGACCAGGAAGGGUGUCACCAGCUGAUCAUCACCGCUGUGGUGCCCACGGACAUGGGCGUCUACCGCUGCCUCGCUGAGAACAACAUGGGCGUGGCUUCAACCAAGGCUGAGCUCCGUGUGGACUUGACCAGCACAGACUAUGAGACAGCAGCAGAUGCAACAGAGACAUCAUCUUACUACAGUGCCAAGGAAUAUAUUUCAAGCCGAGAACAGGAGGAAUCCAUGACUGAGGAGGAGCAGUUGCCCCAGAUCUUUGAUGAGCUUCAUGAUAUUCACGUGGCACCUGGAGCAUCGCUGGCUAAAUUUCACCUGAAGGUGAAAGGGUACCCUCAGCCUCGUCUCUAUUGGUUCAAAAAUGGGCAGCCCCUAAAGGCCUCGGACCGGAUCCUCAAGACUGACAGGCAGGAAUUCCACUCCCUGGAAAUCCGCAACGUCACCAAAGCAGACGCCGGCCAGUACUUGAUAUUUGUCAUCAACUCUGCUGGCUCUGCCUAUUCCUCAGCCAGGCUGGUAGUCAAAGAUCCUUAUGAGAAAGAAGAGCCAUCCAAAACAGAUUCCCAUGAGCAGCUGAUACCGCCAAGAUUCCUUGAAAGAUUUACAAAUAAGAAGGUGAAAAAGGGUGCAAGCAUCACAUUAUCUGUGAAGGUUGAAGGACAUCCACCACCAACAAUCACUUGGAUGAAGGAAGAGUCUCGGGAGGACAUCCUGUGGAUCAAACCAGACACCCCUGGGUACAAACUGGCCAGUUCCAACAUGCACCACAGCCUGAUCCUCUUGGAUGUCAAGAAGAAGUACAGUGGAGCUUACACCUGCAUUGCCACCAACAAGGCUGGCCAGUCCAUCUGUACUGCCAACCUGGAAGUUGCAGAUGUGAAGGAGGCUGAAGUCCUGACCCAGGAGCGUGUGAUGGUGUCAGAAGCCAUCAUGACCACACUGGGAACUAUUCAGUCCUCUGAAGGAGACCUUGAAGCUGGCAGAGAAGGUGUGCCCAAAAGCCCUGUUUCAUUAGCUGAUGUUGGCUCAGAAGAGUUCUUCCAGAAACUCACCUCACGUAUCUCAGAAAUGGUAUCUGCAAAAAUAACUCAGGCUAAACUUCGAGUACCAGGUGCAGAAAGUGAUGAUGAGUCAAGAACUCCCUCUGCAUCUCCUCGCCAUGGACGGUCCAGACCUUCAUCCAUUGCUCAGGAAUCCUCCUCUGAAUCUGAAGAUGGGGAUUCCAGAGGGGAGAUCUUUGAUGUCUACAUGGUCACUGCUGACUACGUGCCCGCGGCGCCGGACAAGGAGACCAUCACCCUGAAGGAAGGACAAUAUGUGGAAGUCCUGGAUUCAGCUCAUCCUCUGAAAUGGCUGGUCAGGACUAAACCCACGAAAUCGAGUCCCUCUCGACAGGGUUGGGUGUCUCCAGCUUAUCUGGACAAGAAAUUAAAGUUGUCUCCGGAGUGGGGAGCAACAGAAAUUCCAGAGUUUCCUGGAGAAUUUGUUUCUGAAGAUGAAUACAAAAGGAAGCUAAGUGUUCUCAUUCAGGAGCUGUUGAUCUCAGAGGAAGAUUACAUUCAGGAUUUACAGUUCCUCCAGACUCAUCACCUUCGGUACACUGAGACCUGUCCCAGUGUGCCAGGAGCUGUUGCCAGUCAGAAAUCCACCAUCUUCAGGAAUAUUGAUGACAUUGGUCGCUUCCAUUCCAGUGUGUUCCUGAGGAGCCUGCAGGGCUGUGACACUGACGAUGACGUGGCCAUGUGCUUCAUCAAGCACGAAGCAGAGUUCAACAGGUACAUCCAGUACCUGGUGGGAAGGGUCCAGGCAGAGUCCAUUGUUGUCAGCAAAGCUGUCCAGGAUUUCUACAAGAGAUACACAGAUGAAUAUUUAACUAAUGAAGAUCCCUCACAACCACUUAUCCCACCACUGCAGCACUACCUGGAAAAACCCAUAAACAGGAUCCAGCAGUACCAGACAAUAAUUAAGGAAUUGAUCCGAAACAAGGCCAGGAACAGCCAGAACUGCACUUUGCUGGAGCAGGCCUAUGCCAUUGUGUCUGCCCUCACCAGAAGGGCAGAGAACAACCUGCACGUCUCACUCAUUGAGAAUUACCCAGGGACCUUGGAGAGCCUUGGGGAGCCCAUCCGCCAGGGCCACUUCAUUGUGUGGGAAGGAGCUCCAGGAGCUCGAAUGGCGUGGAAAGGACACAAAAGACAUGUUUUCCUCUUCAAAAAUUAUAUUGUGAUCUGCAAACCAAAGCGAGACACAAAGACUGACACCUACAGCUACAUCUUCAAGAACAUCAUGAAGCUGAACAACAUAGAUGUGAAUGACCUGGUGGAAGGGGAUGACCGGGCCUUUGAGAUCUGGCACGAGCGGGAGGACUUGGUGCGCAAGUACCUGCUGCAGGCGCGGACUGUGAACAUCAAGAACUCCUGGGUGAAGGAGAUCUUGGGCAUCCAGCAGAGGAUCAGCGAGCCCAUCUGGAUUCCUCCAGACUUUGAGGAAGAGCUGGCAGACUGCACAGCUGAGCUGGGAGAGACAGUCAAGCUGGCCUGCAAGGUGACAGGAGCUCCCAAGCCAUCCAUCAGCUGGUACAAAGAUGGAAAGCCUGUGGAGGUGGAUCCCCACCACAUUAUAAUAGAAGAUCCUGAUGGCUCCUGCACGCUGAUCUUGGACAACCUGACAGGGGCUGACACAGGGCAGUACAUGUGCUUUGCUUCCAGUCCUGCUGGGAAUGCCAGCACCUUGGGAAAGAUCCUUGUUCAAGUGCCCCCACGGUUUGUGAACAAGGUCAGAAAUGCUUAUCUUGUCGAGGGUGAAGAUGUCCAGUUCACCUGCACUGUGGAAGGAGCACCCAGGCCUCAGAUCAGGUGGUACAAGGAUGGGGUGCUGCUGAAGGACACCAGUAAAUACCAGACUUUCAGUGAACCACGGAGUGGCAUCGCAGUGCUGGUGGUCAAGAACCCUUCCAAUGAGGACAUGGGGCACUAUGAAUGUGAGCUGAUGAACAGAUUAGGGUCUGCCAAGAGUGGAGCAGAGCUUUACCACCACAGCGCCGCUGCCCUGACCCAGGAGAGGAGAGGAGACCAAGCCAUCACCAUUGAAGUCACUGAACAAGAGACUAAAGUGCCCAAGAAAACCAUCAUCAUAGAGGAGACCAUAACCACGGUGGUGAAGAGCCCAAGACAAAGGGGAAGGGUUUCUCCUGCACGUUCUCCUUCAGGUCAUUCUCCUUCCCGCUCUCCGCGGGCGGAGCCAGUUCCGGAGCCGGUUUAUGUCUCCAAGAUCAGGCAGCCUGUCCACAGACACGACCAGGAGGCAGCAGCAAAGUCUGCUGCUGUUCCCAUGCUGUAUGUCACAGAACACGAGGACAUGCAAGGGGCAGCGGCGAGAGACGUCGUUGUGGAGAGCACAGUGGAAGAGAAAAAGCCCAAGUGGGUCGAAGUGGAAGAAAUCAUUGAAUUCAAGGUGAAAAAGUCACCAAAGCCCACAAGGAAAAGAGGUUCUUCCCCAGUAAAACAAGAAAAAGAUGAGUCAGGGGUGUUAACGUUCACUUUUCCCAGCUCAAGGCCAAAGCGCUCCCCAGAAGACGAUCCCAACACAAACAACUCCAACAAUAAAUUGGUGGAACAGUCAAAAUCUUUGCCGAAUGAGGGGCUCUCUGAAGGUGACAUCCAGCCUCUGGUGUACACAGCCGAGCAGGAAGGACCUCAAGUCAGCGGCGAAGAGAGAAACUCCCCCUGUGGGUCUGAGCAAUUAGGAAGUGAUUCAUUUAUGGAUUAUGGGAGUGAAGGAAAGAGCUGCCCUCAGGAGCCACGUGCUGACUGCGGGUCAGGCACCACCUCCCCUCUGCUCGCCUGCGGGGGUGAGCCUUUGGUCUUCAGUUUUGGGACAGCUGUGGGAGACCAACACCAAGUUCUGUUCUCCCCAGUGAGUCCAGAGGGUAAGGAAGGGCUCGAUGAAGUGGAUGUCUCUUGGCCUGUUGGAGAGGAGGUACCUGAAGUAAUACAGGACAUCCUUCCCGAAGAGGACAGCGUCAUCGUGGACGAGCCAGAGGAGCCACACACCGACGACAUCAGCACCCGGGACCGCAAGAUUUUAACCCACAACGGCAAACUCUUAACUCUGGAGGACCUGGAGGAUUACGUCCCUCAGGAAGGCGAGACCUACAGGUGUGAGGAUCAGAAGCCCAUGGCGGAGAAGCCCUGCGAGAUCUCCGUGCUGCAGACGGAGAUCAACGAGCCCACCAUCGGCAAGCCGGUGCUGCUGAGCCUGGUCAGGCCCGUGGUGCCCGAGCCCAGGCAGAGGUUCUUCAGCCAGUACGAGGAGCAUGUCCCCGGGGCCGUGUUCCUGUCAGCCUCUAGGGUGGCUGGUGUGCAGUCCUCAGGCCCUUCCAACAUCUCCUUCCGCGUGAGCGACGCCCGCGCGGCACCUCCUGGCCCCUCCUUCACGGUGAAGCCCUCGUUCUGCACCGAGGUGCAGCGCUCCGCGGACAACGGGCAGUCCAGCUUUAAAACUGAAGUUUCCACCAGAACCCUCAGCUAUGGGACUGUUGGCGAGCCUGUCACCUUGCACAUCAGCACAGAAGACCUCUCCCAGAGCUGAGCGGACGCCAGCGUGGUUUUUAACACCAAAAAGAGCAGCUUUAUGUAAAAAAAAUAAAUACCAGAAUUGUUGUAGGCGAGGGGAAUUGGUGGCGAAGAUUACAAGGGAAUGCCUUAGAGGGAAAUGUAUUUAAAUAUGAUGUGUCAAGCUUUUCCAGUCUUAAAGGGAACAGUCUGUCAGAACAGUUUGUAACUUUAAAAGCUUUGAUCUAGAUGAACAUGUAUCAUUCCAUAGUGGAGCAGUGAUGGGAGGUUAAGGAAAAGCCUGAUUCUUCUACCUAUGACAGAAAUAUAGAUGAAGAAGUGUGUUUUUUUUUUUUUGUCCAUGAACUUAAUGAUUUUUUAAAGUGCCAGUUUUUGGUGUGGCAAGGAGGUGAAAGUAUCUAAGCUUUUCAGCAUCCUUCAGUAGCCCAGGACAGGGGUGUCUCCUGUCACUGUGUGGGCCCAAAGGUCAUGAAGCUUCACUGUGCUUUGACUCUGCUCUGCACUUGUGACGCCAGUUAGCUCUACCAAAAUUUCUUCAUAAACCUUUCAAGAUGCACAGUCUGGUUGCAUUUUUUUAACCUUCUGCCAAAUAAUGAGAUAUAUAGUAGAUAUUACAUAUACCAGAGAUUCAAAGGGCUGCUCAGGCAUUUUUUUGGUCGAAGUCCCAGUUUGAGUCUAGUCAGUGGAGGGAGUCCCACUGUCAUGAGGAAGCAAGAGUUUUGUUGUUCUCUUCUGCUUUAAGUGAAAAAGACUGUCUUUUCUAAAUGACUGAUAUUUUCAAAUCCACUUCCUAGUUGUCUGAUAAUGUAGGUUUCAUUAUUCUGCAUUCUAGUGGGGUGGAUUUAUAAACCAUAUCUUUUGAAAUAUAAUU